ACGCAAACUGGAAACUAGUCAUACUUAUUUUUGAAAAAGGUGAGGAGCAGAAACACACACACGUAUUUAUAUGUUUGUGUGGACCUUGAUUGACUUCCGUUCAUUUUAGUGACUACUAUGCCUAACCCAUACCCCAACCCUUACCAGUGCUGAUCUACUCUUAACCCUAACUAAAACUUUAUUCACAUGAUACCUCUAAAACCAUCUGGUAAGCUUAAAAAAGUGAGGACCACAAAAAUGUCCUCAUUUUGAAAAACGACCUCACGCUGUUGGUAAAACUUAUGGUUCUCUGUUGGUAGUGAGUACAAGAAUGAACACACACACAGAGACUUGGGGGGGGGUAACUAACUAGUGAGGGGGUGCCACUGGAUGGAAGUCUAGGAACCGACGAGAAAAUCAUAUUAAUCGUGUAUUGAAACAACUUAAUAUAUUUUAAUGGAAGCUUAUGGAAAAAUGAUAUUUGUAAAAAAAAAAACGAUUUUUCGCAGUAACGCCCCAGUCCACUGGGUGGCGUUAAAGCGACUGUGAAGACAAAGAAAAAAAAGAAUAAGGGAAAAAAAACGAAGACGAAGAACUGGAAGAAGUAAAAGAAGAAGAAUGGAGGCGGCAGUGUUUAUCCUGUCGCUGGUGGACUGCUGUGCACUGAUUUUCCUCUCAGUUUACUUUAUUAUCACCUUGUCUGAUCUAGAGUGUGACUACAUCAAUGCCAGAGCCUGCUGCUCCAAGCUGAACAAAUGGGUGAUUCCAGAGAUGGUGGGCCAGUGUCUCUCAGCAAUGCUGAUGCUGGUCUCUAUGCACUGGUUUAUAUUCCUGCUCAACCUGCCUGUAGCCGCCUGGAACAUUUAUAGGUAUGCGAAAGUUCCUCUGGGAAACAUGGGUGUGUUUGACCCGACUGAGAUCCACAACCGAGGUCUGCUCAAGUCCCACAUGAAGGAGGCCAUGAUUAAGCUGGGCUACCACCUGCUGUGCUUCUUCAUUUACUUGUACAGCAUGAUUCUGGCUCUGAUCAAUGACUGAAGCCCUCAGCAGCCUGACCUGACCUGAUCUGACCCCAGCUGACAUCACACCUGGCUCCAUACCUCUUGAACCCCUCAGAGCACAGCGCUGAAUUUCUCCCUGGUGUUUGUGUUGUUAUGGUCUGGAGUUUCACAGGAGCAUGGUUAAUAUUUAACCAGAUGUCACCUCUUUGGUUUUAAUUAAUUUGUCUGUCAGGCAGGAAGCUCACAAAGCAACAGCAGCUCCAAAUGGGUCCCAGAAGGACAACAGCUCCAUGUUCUCUCUCGUAUUAAAAUAAAUUAAAAUGAUAGGUUUAUCACCAAGCAGCGAUUGGCUUGUUUUAAUCUUAAGAUCCAUGUCCAGCCUGGAUGAUGUGGUUUUCAUGUUUUCAUCGCACCCGCACCUUUGAGCCUGCUGAUUUGGGGUGAGACUUUCAUUUUUGAAUUUCUUUAUUUUUUCUGAUCAGUAUGUUUGUCACCAGCAGAUCCAGACCCCUGAGGUUACAACCCUAACCUUGUUUCUGUGUAAAAGUCAUAAGUCAUAUUUUUAUCAGUUAGAUUACUUCCUGAACAGCCUGCAUUCAGACUGAUGGGCUAAUGGCUAGUCUGAGUCUCCUUAAUUACCCAGCGGUUCAGGUGACGUUAUUUUAUAAACCUUCACGCCAGCGCCAGUUUCAUGUCACUUAGUUAUUUUAUUACUUAGAACGUCCUCCUUGGCUGGAGCUACGUUUAGCUGCUGCUGAUGAAGCUUACAGUAAAACCCCAGAAUUCCAAACAGGUUUACCUUUUACACGGAAACACGCUACAGAACAGCUAAAGGUUCGUCUGUGUGUCCAGAAUGUUGUGAAAUCUGAGAUUGUGACACUAACCAUCCCGUCUGAGCUUUUAGAGAAGUAAAUUUGUCCAUUAGCUCUCACACAAACACGUCUAACUGCUCAGCCUUCUGGGGUGUGAGUGUGUGUGUUUUCAGGCAGCAGAAUCCUGAUCCACACCAGGUCUGAUCGUAAACAGUUUGUGUUACUUGUUAAGAAACAUAACUGGUUUUUAUCACAUUGCGUGCUCUUCUUGCAUGCCCUCCUAGCACUGAUGAGAUGUCAUGUAGAACAGAAGGCAUUAUGGGAGCUCAGCCUGGUUCUGUCUGGACAUCACCUGAGUUACUCCAUUUUUAUACAGUGUUGAAUUCUGUUCAGUUUUGUUGUUGGGGAAGGAUGCUUUUUGUUUUUCCAAAAUAAACAAUUGAUUUGGCUUA
Molecule: messenger RNA, 2244 nt
Organism: Nothobranchius furzeri (turquoise killifish)
Lineage: Eukaryota; Metazoa; Chordata; Actinopteri; Cyprinodontiformes; Nothobranchiidae
Gene: cnih4
Product: cornichon family member 4
Biological process (GO): endoplasmic reticulum to Golgi vesicle-mediated transport
Cellular component (GO): COPII-coated ER to Golgi transport vesicle; endoplasmic reticulum membrane
Source: RefSeq, a predicted model, not a curated record